Suricata suricatta (meerkat) is the source of this 1526-nucleotide messenger RNA. It is a transcript of the gene MED19, whose product is annotated as mediator complex subunit 19. Bases 1 to 786 code for a protein of 261 amino acids. Gene Ontology annotation, cellular component: mediator complex. The transcript has 5 exons. The record is from RefSeq and is a predicted model, not a curated record. Gene Ontology annotation, molecular function: transcription coregulator activity; transcription factor binding. Lineage: Eukaryota; Metazoa; Chordata; Mammalia; Carnivora; Herpestidae. Gene Ontology annotation, biological process: positive regulation of transcription by RNA polymerase II.
AUGAAAACUACCGACGCCAGACACCGGGACGGGGCCGGGGUGGAGGCGACGAUGGAGAAUUUCUCGGCGCUAUUCGGAGCUCAGGCUGACCCUCCACCGCCCCCAACCGCACUCAGCUUCGGACCAGGGAAGCCACCACCUCCGCCUCCCCCUCCUCCGGGCGGGGGCCCCGGCACUGCCCCGCCGCCCACCUCGGCCACAGCCCCGCCCGGCGCCGAUAAGUCAGCGGCUGGCUGUGGUCCCUUCUACCUAAUGCGGGAGCUUCCAGGUAGCACCGAGCUGACAGGCAGCACCAAUCUGAUCACACACUACAACCUGGAACAUUCCUAUAAUAAAUUCUGUGGGAAGAAGGUGAAGGAGAAGCUAAGUAACUUCCUGCCUGACCUGCCAGGGAUGAUUGAUCUGCCUGGUUCCCAUGAUAACAGCAGCCUCCGCUCCCUCAUUGAGAAGCCCCCUAUUCUUGGUGGCUCUUUUAAUCCUAUCACAGGGACCAUGCUGGCUGGCUUCCGGCUCCACACUGGCCCGUUGCCAGAGCAGUGUCGUCUGAUGCACAUUCAGCCUCCCAAGAAGAAGAAUAAGCACAAGCACAAACAGAGCCGCACCCAGGACCCCGUUCCCCCAGAAACACCAUCUGAUUCCGAUCACAAGAAGAAGAAAAAGAAAAAAGAGGAGGAUCCUGAACGGAAAAGGAAGAAGAAAGAGAAGAAGAAAAAGAAGAACCGACACAGUCCAGACCACCCAGGCGUGGGCAGCUCUCAGGCCAGCAGCAGCAGCAGCCUCCGCUAACAGGGCUCCACCAGAAUGGCUUCUCCUGCCUGAGGAAAGCUGCCGUCCAGGUUCAGACGCUGCCGCGGGAGCGGCCCCUGCAGCCGGGACAGAAGCCAGCUCCUCCUGUGCUCGGCUAAGAUGAAUGCAUUACAGGACAGAAGGGCCAUGCUUUUGUUAAGGCUCAGCCCGGGUGGCUUUCUCACGGACAUCUCUUCCUCUCCCAGGAAGCUUCCUUUUCAUCUCUUUUGUGCAACUGGUCUGAUUUAGGACAUUGUCACAUUUGUUAGGUUUUUGGUUUUUUUUUUUAAUUUGCAUUUAUCAAACUGGGUGAACUGCGGCUGCCUAUUGAGAGGUAAGUGCCUUUCUGUGUGAGUCAGGGUUGAAGCCAAGGCAUUCAAAGACCUGAGGUAAUUCGGGUCUUAUCAUUACGUUAUCUCAUUAGCAGGCAGGGAAACCACCAAAGUAAGAUUGGGGAGCAUGGUCACAGUGAGGCAGAGCUCGCCAGCACACAUCUAUGGCGGGCACACAACACUCUGCCCGUAGCGUUCAGAACCAGGCACCUGGACUUACCCAUCUGAAGAGCUGAUCCAGUUAAGGCUCAACUGUCUUUGGAGUCCGUUUUGCAUUGAAACAGAACAGCCAACUGGAAAAGCACUCAGUCACCAGUGUAUUUCAACAAGCUUAAUAAUCUGGUCAAGCUUGUGGGGUUGUGUUGUUGUUGUUGUUUUUUAAAUAAACCUCUGGCAAGCAAAGGUAAA